Molecule: messenger RNA, 534 nt
Organism: Lactuca virosa
Lineage: Eukaryota; Viridiplantae; Streptophyta; Magnoliopsida; Asterales; Asteraceae
Source: the annotation of a GenBank genome assembly
AUGUUUUCUCCCCCUGACAUGGAAAUUCUUUCAAAGUUUCCUCCUCAAUCACAAGAGCAAAAGAUGCAGCCAAGAAAACAAGGAGAAUUCGAGUCUGUCCAUCGUGAUUUAAUAGUUGGAAUGGGGAAAUGGGAAUUUGAUCCAAUGGAACUCGAGAAUCCAUUUCCAAAUAAUGAAGGAUCUGUUCACUUAUGGAUGGGUGAUCAAGAUCGAUUUGUACCUGUGAAACUACAACGUUAUAUUGCUAAGAAACUCCCAUGGAUCAACUACCAUGAGAUCACAGGUGGUGGCCACUUGUUUUCUGUCACUGAUGGAAUGGCUGACACCAUUCUAACAACACUUCUAAAUGUGAAAGAUUAGUUCAUUUUUUUUUUGUUGUAUUUUACGAUAUUGAAUUUGAUUUGUGUAUUUAUUUACGCACUUUGUAACUAUAUGUUUUUUCAAUAAUUAUUGUGAUGGUGAUCGGUUUUUGAUGCUAGGAUCAUAGAAUCGAACGAUCAUACGAUUUGGUUUGCGAAUUUAAAAUUGCUUUCA